AUGCAACAACCAAGGUCUGAUUAUUCGCCAGACCUGGUCAAGGAAGCCUGCAUUAGGGUGGAACUUCUAAACAGGGAAACUGAUCUUCAUAAGGAAAAUGUUGCUUUGUCUGGAAGCAGCAGUCCAGAAGAUGUCUUCAGCUGCUGUGAAACACAGGUAUUAUCAGUUUGUAUGGACACCACCAUGCCUCCAGACGACUACAUUCAAAGGCGAGGCUAUAUAGAGCCUUCACUUCAGAAGCUUCCUGUAGAGGAGUCCAUUGGGAGUCACCACACACCCUUCCAGUUUGACCGGCAUGCUCUGGCCAGAAUUUCCACUUCCCCAACUUUAAGACGUCUAAGGAUGACCUCUGCUUCACAAGCACUGCCAUUCCAGGACUGUUCUGACACAGCUCAGCUAGGGAAUCGAAAGGAAUACAACAGCUCUCUCCACCACAUUUGCAAGAGUCCACCUCGGUGUACUACAACUUCCUCGUUGUCGUUGCCUUCUUGUGUUCAUGCAAAAUUACUGUCUUCCAAAGCCAAGUCUGAAACAACUAUUGCAAACCCAACAUCUGCUAGCCCCAGAUCAAAACUGUCAAGCCACAAAGGUCCUCUCAGCAAUGGCAGAACCAGUGAGAGACUCCAGAACUCUUGGAGAGCCAACUGUGCUACCCUGACUAGGAGAAUCCCUAGUCCCAGCCCUACACCCCAGGAGGAUGUCCAGCCACGUUUGUUUCCUCCAGAAGUUCAAAUGUCUACAGAAGGGAAACAAAGUUUAUUUUUUUCCCCACGCAACAACAAAGUUGGAGCUAGUACCUCCCUUAAUAGUCCUACCUCUCUCACUGAUGGUGCAGUGCUCGCUAGAUUGCAUGAUCCCCUUGAAGAUUUCAGACCAGAAGGGCGCAGGCGCAGCUCUGUGGUAGUGAGUCUGCCUGGACUGCAAGUGCUCCCUGGAGACCUCCUGGUGUCAGACACUGCAAUGGACUACAUGCCCCACGCGGCCCUCUUGCUAAAUGCAGAAAAACCAAGGUGGCCAUUUGCCAAAAGAGGAGUUGCUAAAGACAAACAGAAGCAAGUAUCUGAUCUGGAAAACUGUCUUUCAACUGUUCAGAUCAUAGACUUCAGCACGUAUGAAUUUUUCUGCUUUAAGAGUAAAUCUUGGUGUGAAUUUGUACAGGCGCAACAGACAGAGCAGAAAGAUGUCGACAGGCAGUUCGAAGUGAAAAAAGAAGCAGCAAUGUGGGAACUUUUCACAAGUGAAUGCACCUACUUUCUGGAUCAUUUGCUGGUUCUAAAAAUGGUAUUUAUGAACACUCUAAAAUGCCUCCAGACUAAUGAACUUAUCUUGGAUGUGGAUUUAUGGAGACUUUUUGCAAACUUAGAGGAGUUAAACAAAAUAAGUCUCACUUUUCUGCAAACUUUUUUUGAAGCCGUGAAGGAGCACAUCAGAAAGUCAAACUCUCCAAUGGAUUUCAGCUCCACACUCAGAAAGCUUUUCCAGGGUGACCUCUGCCAGACACAUCAGAUAUAUUGUCUUAAUUAUACCUCCGCUGUCUUCUACUUGGAAAACCUGAGACAGAGAGAAGAGUUUGGCAUCUACCUGAAUUGGUGUGAACAAAAGGAACAGUGAGAGAGACUGCAUGUAGAGCUGCUGGUCUCUCCUUUGCAUCAACUGAUGUGCUAUCCCCUCCUCCUCAACAACAUCUGGAAGAGGAGCACUGAUGAAACAUAGAAAGGCUUUAUCCAGUCACUUAAAGAAAAGGUGGAAAAGUCCAUAUGGGAUCUGGAAGGUAAAGUCAAGUGGUUGGACAACUUUCAGAAGUUCAGACAGCUGCAAGAGGUCAUAAUUUGGCCUCAGGUCUGGGAUCGUGACAAGAGAUCCUUUGUCCCAGAGUGUUUGAAGCAAAGCCUAAGGGAAAACGUCAGUGAAAACAUUUUGUGUUCAACAAACAGACUUCUUCAUGAAGGGAGGCUAACACUAGCAGAAAGCACAAGACUCCUUGACAUCUACCUCUUCCUGUUCAACAGUUUCCUAUUAAUUACCAAAAUUAAACAUCACAGAAAGAAAUACAGGAGCUCAGACACCAGUUUAAUGCCUGUCUGUCCUUCCCUCACUCCUGAGCUGCAGCCCUUCAUCAGAGAGGGUAGAUUUUGCACUGUCCUAGACCAGCCCAUCCCACUAGACAGACUGAUACUGAAAAACGUUGACCCCAUACACGUUACAGUCUUCAGCCUGUGAAAUGCUUUCCUAAUACAGCAUGAAAAUAGGUACCGGCAGUGCAUAGCAGUCUUCUUGCUACAAGCUCAAACAGAGGCUGCUAAGAAAACAUGGAUGUCACAGAUAGAAACAGCAAUCUCCAAUUACUCCGUGCAACAUGAAAUCAAGAAAAGCACCACUUUCUGCCUCCCAGCUGAAUCCUCUGGAAUUCAAUAACUUCAGCACAGCACCGACAGAGGCAGUGGAAGACUACUGAAGUGAUAACACAGUUAUAUCUUCCAGGAUGCCUUAAGUUUCUGAAGCUAACAGAUUUCUGACUUGACUAGGCAGGUGUAAGGAGUUUUGCUCACAGAAUGUAGGGAUAAAUUGAAGGGGGGAAAUGUGCCUUGCAGUAAGUGUAUCACUCUUAGAGGCUCCUUUGCUUCAACUAGGGUAAGGCUCUUGCUAUCCAGCGGAGCUUUGAUACAGCUUGUUGUUUCCUAGAAAGCAGGACAGUGGAAACACCUCUGUUCGUGAUAAUACCUUCACGAGAAAAGUCUAGAAAGGUUAUUUUGAGAGCAUUCACACUGUAUUAACAAAUUUCAUUAAAUUAAUAUUGUGUAGCCAUAGCUGCUGAUAGUUAUGCCUCUCUACCAACUGAAUUAUAAUAUCACAAGAUGUUUUUGCAUUAACUUGAGCAUGA
Molecule: messenger RNA, 2881 nt
Organism: Pezoporus occidentalis (night parrot)
Lineage: Eukaryota; Metazoa; Chordata; Aves; Psittaciformes; Psittacidae
Gene: PLEKHG7
Product: pleckstrin homology and RhoGEF domain containing G7
Biological process (GO): Rho protein signal transduction
Molecular function (GO): guanyl-nucleotide exchange factor activity
Source: RefSeq, a predicted model, not a curated record